Molecule: messenger RNA, 4356 nt
Organism: Anisakis simplex (herring worm)
Lineage: Eukaryota; Metazoa; Nematoda; Chromadorea; Rhabditida; Anisakidae
Source: the annotation of a GenBank genome assembly
AUGUCGCUUGUCGCAGUAAAGAAAAGUCUUGAGAUCGCAGUUAGAAAGUUGAAACAAUAUCUAAGUGAUCUGCCAAAAUAUGAGAUUGAAGUUAAUAAUGAGGAAGAAAUAGAAAAAUGUUGGUGUAUGGUGAAGAGAGAUAUUCGAUUCUUAGAGGGGUAUGUAGAUACUAUUACUGAGUCACAAGAAAAAUGGGUCAACGUAGUAAGCAAGAGAAAUCGUGAGGAAGAGCGAAAAGAGUAUGAAGCGGCAUGCGAGGAAGAAAGUGGGUUUUUGGAGAUAGUGGCUGACGCAAAAGAUGCAAUUCAGAAUCUAAAGUGUAGGAUGGAAGAGUUACAGAGAGCAAAAGUAACCUUUGGAAAUUCCGCCAUAAAAGAAGAGAAUGAUGAGAAGCCUUAUAAAAGUGAGUUACCCCAAACGAAACUCCCAGAAUUUAGAGGAGAUCCUCUAGAGUGGCAAGGAUUUUGGGAAAUAUUCGAAUCCUUCAUAGAUAAACAAAAUAUACCAGCCGUGGUCAAGUUUAUGCAUCUAAAAAAUUGCUUAGGAGGGAACGCAAAAACCGUGUUAGAAAGCCUGCCCAUUACGGCUGAGAAUUAUGUCGAAGCUAAAAGGAUACUAGUAGAAAAUUUUGGAAACUCGAGAGUCAUUCGGAAACGUGUCCACCAUAUGUUACAGGCCCUACCGAAGUGUUCGGAAAGAUUAAACGAACUCAAACAUUUCGAUGAUACACUCUCAAAGGCAUGUAGACAAUUCAAAUCCAUCGGAGAGCCAUUAGAAAAUCCUUCUCUAGCCAUGUGUGUUAUCCAAAAGCUGCCAUCCAAAGUAAUCUCUCAAGUACUUGGAGCUGAAGAAGACGAUGAGUAUAAUCUAGAGAAAAUAAGUAAAAACUUGAAAAGAUACGUGAAUUUAAGAGAGAGAGUGACUGGAUAUACAGAAGAGGAGAGGAUCGUUAGAACACACGUAGUAGUGAAAGAACCAGUGAGAAGUCAUGAUGAACAAAGAGAGUGUAUCUUUUGCGAAAGAAUAGGACAUGCGGCAAGAGAAUGUACAAUAGUGCGCAGAGUAAAUGACAGAAGAGAUAUUAUUCAGAGACAAGGCCGAUGCUACAGAUGUUUUGGAAAAGGUCAUAGGAGUCAUGAAUGUACUAGCCAAAGACGGUGUUCCUUCUGUAAUAGCGUACACAAUAGUGCCUUGUGCUUAACGAGAGAACAAGAAAGGGAGAGAAUGCCAAGACGAAUGACGAGAGACAACAGUGUGGUGAGAACAAGAGACAGUCAUGUAGUAAGAAUGAGAGACAACAGCGUGGUAAGACUAAGAAACAAUAAUGCGGUACUACCGAGAGACACUAAUGUAGUAAGACGGGAAGAUAAUGUAAGAAACGAACAACAAGACCAGAGAGCUAUGAGAGUUGAACAGGGAGUAGUACGUAACAUAGAAACAUCUACUGACGCGAGAAAUACGUCUUAUAACAACAACGUGGUGAGACCUCAUGAAAGAGAAGUCAUUCCAGAACAAAAUCUUAUGACGUAUAUGAACGGGAACGUUACAUCUGAGUCAGAGAUGACGACGGUGCAUAGGAAGGUAUACUUACCAACCGUUCAGGUGAAAUUAUUUAACCCCGAUGAAGCUAACCCGGAAAUUAAAGUGGCUUAUGCCCUAUUCGAUAGCGGAUCACAACGGUCAUUCAUCACAUAUCAUAUGGCUGACCAAUUAAAGUUGACAAGUAAGAGUACUGGAGUAUUAUGGGUGAACACUUUCGCAUCAAAAGAAAUGAGGGGAGUCGAAUCGAGAAUAGUUCACGUGGGGUUAGUUCUUACAACAGGAGAUACUCAAAUCAUAGAAGUCAGUGCAGUCCCACAAAUAACCAAAGAUAUCGUUUGCCGUCCUAGCAAGGUUGGGCAGGAAACUGUCGAAGAUGGGGAAGAAAUUAUUGUCACCCCAGAACUAUUGAUUGGAGCGGAUCUCUAUUGGGAAUUAACCAUGGAGGUACCAGUGGAGAGAUUGGAUGAUAAUUUAUACCAAAUUUGGACUAAAGUAGGCCCUAUGAUUGGUGGUAAGCUUACAAGUGGUUGGGACGUCUUCACGAAUGCCGAAAGGAACCCCACGGUAGAAUGGAAUGAAAUCGAAAGGUUUUGGCAGCUUGAGAGUCUAGGAAUCAAUGAUGCACCGGUAGAUGAGGAUAACGAUAGGGCUCUAGAAUUGUUUGAUCGUACGGUAAGGUUCGUAAACGGAAGGUAUCAAGUAAGUUGGCCCUGGAAAUCAGGGAAUCCUCCAGCAAACACCAAUUACGGACUGAGCUUAGGUCGUUUGAAAUCGUUAAUGGGAAGACUGAAGUCUGAUCCAACUCUUAUGAGGAUGUAUGAAGACAAUUUACGAGAACAAGAACAUAACGUCAUGUUGGGUACGGAAGAUCAGGAACAAGCUGUGAGAAUGUAUAAGGUAGCAAAAUUAAUACUGAGUAAGGCCUCUAUGAAUUUGAGAGAGUGGUCUAGUAAUCAACCAGAAGUUGAAGAGCAUUUCAGUGGAACCGAUAAGUCGAAAGUUGAAGUAACGAAAGUUCUAGGAAUUACUUGGGAUCGAAGGAGAGAUGUUUUGUCUGUAGAACUGGUAACUAACAAAUUGAAGGGACCAUUAACAAAAAGAGAGGUGUUAUCGCAAUUAUCAGCCAAUUUCGAUCCCUUGGGAUUAAUCUCCCCAGUACUUCUGAAGGCAAAAUUAUUCUUUCAAGAUCUAUGGAAGCAUAAGUAUGAAUGGGAUGAAAUACUCGAACAGGAGCGAGAAGUGUGUUGGAAGGGGAUUAUAAAUGAGUGGAACGAUUUCCCUACGCUUGAGGUACCGCGGAAAGUCAAUGUUAAUUAUGAGAAAACAGAAUUACAUGCGUUUGUAGACGCUUCUAAAGAUGCUUUUGCUGCAGUGAUUUAUUUAAGGAGCGUUGCCGACACUAACUAUGGAACUAUGUUAGUUUUUUCAAAAACAAGACUAAAACCUCUAAAAGACAUUUCUAUCCCUAGGCUGGAAUUAAUGGCGUGUGUAAUAGGAGUGCGAGCUUUGAAGUAUGUUGAAGAGCAAUUACAGUUAGGUAGUAUUAAGAAAUUCCUGUGGUCAGACUCUAAAUGCGCAUUGGGCUGGAUUUUCACUAAUCGAGCACUUCCGGUUUUCAUUGCAAAUAGAGUAGCAGAAAUCAGAAAAUAUAAAGAUGUGACUUAUAGACACGUAAAAGGAGACCAAAAUCCAGCCGACAUAGCUUCUAGAGGAACAAGUCCUAGGAUUUUAAGGACACAAGAUAGUUGGUGGCACGGACCUGACUGGUUGAGUAAAAGUGAAAAUGAGUGGCCACGGAAUUAUGAGUAUUUAGAAGAGGGAGAUGAUGAAGAUGAUGAGACAACGCAUGAAAUCGUAGGAAAUGUAAUCGAAGGAAAGGAUUUGACUAAUACAAAACGUAUAGACGAAAAUGAGUGGCUAAUAAAGACAGCCGAAAGAGUUAAUACCUGGAGAAAGUUAAAAGGCGUAGUGGCAUAUUUACUUAGGUGGAAGAAACAAAUUAGUACCAAGGAGAAAACUGGUGAAUGGCUGACCAUGAAAGAAUUAGACAGGGCUGAACGUAAGAUCAUCGAACUUACUCAACACCAAGUUUUCGCAGACGUUUGGAAAGCUUUACUAAAAAAUAAACCUCAUCCCCUCAAAAAACAAUUGGGGGUAGCAAUAAAAGACGAAUUACUGGUAUGUAAAGGACGUAUUAAAAAUGAAGAUCUCUCCCCGCAAACUAAGAUGCCUUGGUUACUCCCGAGUAAGCAUCGGGUCACUGAACUCAUAAUUGAAGACAUCCAUAGAAAGAAUUUCCAUCAAGGUCUUCAGCACACCCUUUAUGAUACUCGAACUAAAUAUUGGAUUGCAAAAGGAAGAGCAGUCGUCAAGAAAGUCUUACGAAAAUGCGGACGUUGUAAGCGGUACGAGGGCGGUUCAUUCGUGUUGCCUCCUCCACCACCGCUUCCUUUAUAUAGAACGACUCGAGCCUUCCCUUUCCAAAAGUGUGGAUUGGAUUAUUUUGGGCCAAUAAUGGUAAAGAAACAGGGAACGACAACUAAAGUUUGGGGAUGUCUCUGGACUUGUUUGGUUACGAGAGCUGUCCACCUAGACGUUGUGGAAAGUUUAACCGCUAUAGAUUUCAUAAAGGCCUUCCGUAGAUUUGUCGCACGAAGAGGUGUUCUGGAAGUAAUAGUAUCAGAUAAUGCUACCACGUUCACAGCCGGUGGUAAAGUCAUUGUUGAUGAAUGCCAAAAGAGAGAUAUCGAAGAGGGAUUGAAAGAGUAUGGUAGUGAGAAUGGAUUAAAGUGGGAAUUUAUCAUAAGCCAUUCC